Molecule: messenger RNA, 953 nt
Organism: Vigna unguiculata (cowpea)
Lineage: Eukaryota; Viridiplantae; Streptophyta; Magnoliopsida; Fabales; Fabaceae
Product: polyadenylate-binding protein 2-like
Molecular function (GO): poly(A) binding
Source: RefSeq, a predicted model, not a curated record
UGGCAGAGAAAGGGAAAUUGCAGAAAAAGAGAGAAGAGCAUGGAAAAUGACGACGUUGAAAUGCUCGGUUCUGAAAGCAACGAAGCUGGCUUGGAGCUGGAUGACAUGAAGAAGCGCUUGAAGGAAAUGGAAGACGAAGCUUCUGCUUUGCGGGAGAUGCAGGCCAAGGUCGAGAAGGAAAUGGGAUCUGUACAAGCUCCUGCUACUGCUGCUUCGAGUCAGAACAAUAAAGAGGAAGUAGAUUCUCGAUCAGUCUUUGUCGGCAAUGUGGACUAUUCAUGUACUCCAGAAGAAGUGCAGCAGCAUUUCCAGUCAUGUGGAACCGUAAACCGAGUCACCAUCCGAACUGAUAAGUUUGGCCAACCAAAGGGAUAUGCUUACGUAGAGUUUCUUGAAGUGCAGGCUGUUCAAGAAGCUCUUUCGCUGAAUGAAUCUGAACUACACGGGCGUCAAUUGAAGGUUACUGCUAAGAGGACCAAUAUACCAGGGAUGAAGCAAUAUCGUCCUCGCCGGCCUAAUCCUUACCAGGGGUUUCGAGGCAGAGCCCCGUAUGCACCUCCUUUUGCUUAUGCUCCUUUUGGAUAUGGAAAAGUUCCAAGGUUUAGAAUGGGAAUGCGCUAUAGUCCCUACUAUUAAUUAUGCUGAAUCAGAACUUUUGUCUAAUGGAUGGAAGGACAUAACCUACUCCUUCUAGUGUCAUGGCUGAUGCAGGCCAUUCAGCAUGAGGGAACGAACGGUACGGCCACCGAUUUAGCAGCAAACCUUGUAAGCUUACGAUGUAGUAUUCUGCAAUUUUUUAUAUUUGACAUAUAUAUUCAAAGGUUCUUUGUAAAAGUAUCUGUUAAAAAAUGUUAAUGUAUGGGAUUUUCAGUUGGUUUUUUUCUUCUCUCAAAUUUGUACGUAUAGGUGCAUCUCUCCAUUGUUAAUGUAGGCCUCAGUUUUCUUCUCGAAAA